AUGUCUUUCUUCUUCGGCCGUGGCCGGUCGCGGCAGCCGGCUGAUAUUGUGCGAGCCACAAAGGACCUGCUGCUGCACCUUCGGGACUCCCCCAAUGCCCCCAAGGUCGACGAGGAGCUGUCCAAACAGCUCACCCAGAUGAAACUCAUCGUCCAAGGCACCCAAGAAGUCAACACAUCCCCCGAACAGGUCCACGCCCUGGUCCAGGUCACCCUGCAAGAGGAUCUACUCUACGAACUGUCCCGAGCACUCCAUCUACUCCCAUUUGAGGCGCGCAAAGAUACUCAGACCAUCUUCUCACAUAUCCUCCGCUUCCGGCCAGCAUCGUAUGCCCCCGACAAAGACCCGCCCGUCGUGUCCUACCUGGUCCACCACCGACCCGAGGUCAUCAUCGAGCUCUGUCGCGGCUACGCCCAUCCCCAAAGUGCCAUGCCAUGCGGUGUCAUUCUGAGGGAAGCUCUCAAAUACGAUGGCAUCACGGCCGUCGUCUUAUAUGAUCAAUCGAACGAGGGAGAGCCUGCUGUGCGGCUAUCCGAGUUGAAGCCCAGCGUGCUGCAGAGUGGGAACGGAGUGUUCUGGAAUUUCUUCGAAUGGAUCGACAAGGGCAAUUUCGAAGUGAGCGCCGAUGCGUUUACGACAUUCCGGGAGAUCUUGACACGUCAUAAAAGCCUCGUCACAUCCUACCUAGCCACGAACUUUGAUGUGUUCUUCGGCCGAUUCAACAACAUCCUCAUACAGUCGGACUCGUACGUGACCAAGCGACAAAGCAUCAAGCUGCUGGGCGAGAUCCUGCUGGACCGGGCCAACUACAGCGUGAUGGUGGCAUAUGUGGAGAGCGGGGAGAACCUCAAGCUGUGCAUGAAGCUGUUGCGGGAUGACCGCAAGAUGGUGCAAUACGAGGGGUUCCACGUUUUCAAGGUGUUCGUGGCCAACCCGACCAAAUCGGUGGCGGUCCAGCGCAUUCUCAUUAAUAACCGGGACCGGCUGUUGCGAUUCCUGCCCAAAUUCUUGGAGGACCGGACGGACGAUGACCAGUUUAUGGACGAGAAGAGCUUUCUGGUACGCCAGAUCGAGUUGUUGCCCCGGGAGCCCGUCGAGCAGGCUCGGCCGCGCCCGUCGCAGACGGUCAACGGGACGGCGGUGGCAUAG
Molecule: messenger RNA, 1149 nt
Organism: Penicillium lagena
Lineage: Eukaryota; Fungi; Ascomycota; Eurotiomycetes; Eurotiales; Aspergillaceae
Product: Mo25 family protein
Exons: 3
Coding region: 1-1149 (382 amino acids)
Biological process (GO): intracellular signal transduction
Molecular function (GO): protein serine/threonine kinase activator activity
Source: RefSeq, a predicted model, not a curated record